AUGGAACAAGAAGUAAAGGAGUCCAAAACUACAGAAACUGAAUGGUCUCCGAGUCUGACAGAGAUAGAGAAGAUCAUAGGGUACAGUUUUAAUGACAAAAGCUAAUAACAACAAGCUUUCACACAUCGUUCGUAUAAUUAUAAUGAAGAAGAAAUUUGUUCAUCCUACGAACGACUCGAGUACGUGGGUGACGGCGUGCUCAAUCUUCUCAUCACCAAAGAGCACUACUUCCUGUAUCCCGAUCCACCGCCGGGAACGUUCACCCGCCUCCGUUCGGUCAAUGUCAACUCGGAGAAGCUCGCAUGUGCCGCAGUCAAACAUGGGCUUCACAAUUAUUUACGUCACAAUAAACCUCUUCUUAAUGGACAAAUUCGGGACUUCAUGAAAGCGAUUCCGGAUUAUCCUCUGCAUUCCAAUGGCUUGAUCGAUGCACCAAAAGUGCUUGCUGAUAUUGUUGAAUCCACAUUAGGGGCCAUCUUCGUUGACAGCAAUUUGUCUUUGGAUGUUACAUGGAAGGUGGCCAAGAGUUUGCUGAAACCUACAAUCACACCAGAACAACUGCAGCUACACCCUGUUACAAAGCUAAACGAGCUAUGUCAGAAGAGUAGAUGUGAAAUGCAAUUUGUAGAUCUAUGGAAGGAGUCUGAAGUUAUUGAGGUUUUCGUAAAUAAUGAAUUUGUAGGAAAAGGAAAAUAUUGGCCUAAGAGAUUAAUCGCGAUAAACAGAGCAGCAAACAAUGCAUAUAACGAAAUCGUGAGAAAGUUAAAUGUGAAAGACAAUAAUUAG
Cornus florida is the source of this 786-nucleotide messenger RNA. Its product is annotated as ribonuclease 3-like protein 3. The record is from RefSeq and is a predicted model, not a curated record. The transcript has 4 exons. Gene Ontology annotation, biological process: siRNA processing. Gene Ontology annotation, cellular component: nucleus; cytoplasm. Lineage: Eukaryota; Viridiplantae; Streptophyta; Magnoliopsida; Cornales; Cornaceae. Gene Ontology annotation, molecular function: ribonuclease III activity; RNA binding.